GAACUAUCAGUACAAGUCUAAAACUGCUUUUGCCGAUCUACCAUAAGAAAAGGUGGCUCCUCCAAGGGGAGAGCUCACCAUCGCCGGGGAAUUCGUCGACGGAUUUUGAACAGCGAGAGAUUUGCAGAGUGACGGAAGGUGAAAAGGAGAAGGAAUAAGCUUAUCGCGAUCGGAAAUUGCACGAAUCUUUUGGUUUGGUUAAUUGACGAUCAAGUAUGAGCUUCCUCUUCGGUAGCCGAAAAACUCCCGCAGAGAUUCUGCGGGAGAACAAGAGGAUGCUAGAUAAGUCCAUUAGAGAAAUAGAACGGGAAAGACAAGGCUUGCAGUCUCAAGAAAAGAAGUUGAUUGUCGAGAUAAAGAAAAAUGCUAAACAAGGACAGAUGGGAGCUGUUAAAAUAAUGGCCAAAGAUCUUAUCAGGACGCGACAUCAGAUUGAAAAGUUUUAUAAACUAAAAUCACAGCUCCAGGGCGUGGCUUUGAGAAUUCAGACUCUGAAAUCAACUCAAGCUAUGGGAGAAGCCAUGAAGGGUGUUACUAAGGCAAUGGGACAGAUGAAUAGGCAGAUGAACUUGCCGGCAUUGCAGAAGAUAAUGCAAGAGUUUGAGAGGCAGAAUGAGAAGAUGGAAAUGACAUCUGAAAUGAUGGCAGAUGCUCUUGACGAUGCUUUUGAAGGAGAUGAAGAAGAAGAGGAGACAGAAGAGCUUGUAAGUCAGGUGCUUGAUGAGAUUGGAAUUGAUAUCAACUCGGAGCUUGUGAAUGCACCCUCAGCUUCUGUGUCAGUAUCAACUGCAAAUAAUAGGGUUGCCCAAGCAGAAGCCGAAGAUACUGGAAUUGACAGUGACUUGCAGGCUAGGCUGGAUAACUUGAGAAAGAUGUAGGUAUCCAAUAAUAAUGGGGAAAUAAUAACACUCCGAUAAUAUAAAAUUAAAUCAUGUAUUGAUUAUAUUGGAACUCUAUUCAUCCAAGUAAGUAUUUGGCUGAUAUAUUGACAAGUAUGAUCUCUUGUUUGGAGAAAUGUGACAGUAUUUAGCAUUUGUGAUCA
Molecule: messenger RNA, 1042 nt
Organism: Cucurbita maxima (winter squash)
Lineage: Eukaryota; Viridiplantae; Streptophyta; Magnoliopsida; Cucurbitales; Cucurbitaceae
Product: vacuolar protein sorting-associated protein 2 homolog 1-like
Exons: 5
Coding region: 216-878 (220 amino acids)
Biological process (GO): protein transport; late endosome to vacuole transport; endosome transport via multivesicular body sorting pathway
Cellular component (GO): multivesicular body; ESCRT III complex
Source: RefSeq, a predicted model, not a curated record